GGCACCGUUACCAUGGUAAUGGGUAGCCUGGAGCUAGCGAGGCCAGCUGACUAAGUAGGGCUGGGACUGCGCACCGGACAACAGAAUGGGCUGAGGUGGUGGCGGCUGCCCAGACGAGGUCGUCUGCCGGCGAGGCUCGCGAGACUGGUCUGGGACCUUAACACAUCUGGUUUGAGGAGCGGGCGGUACCGAGGUUUUCUUGGGUCUCGGGGUCUGAUCUAUGGGCGACUGCAGUAUUGCGGGAACCUCGUAUUUGACACGAGCAUGACAGGAAGUGGGAAGAACAAUCCUCGCCCCAAUGACGGAAGUUGGCAGAAGAAGCCGGGCUUAAGAAUGGAGAUGUAUGAAACCCUUGGAAAAGUGGGAGAGGGAAGUUAUGGAACAGUUAUGAAGUGUAAACAUAAGGAUACCGGGCAGAUAGUGGCCAUUAAGAUAUUUUAUGAGAAACCAGAAAAAUCUGUCAACAAAAUUGCAAUGAGAGAAAUAAAGUUUCUAAAGCAAUUCCAUCACGAAAAUUUGGUCAACCUGAUUGAAGUGUUUAGACAGAAAAAGAAAAUUCAUUUGGUAUUUGAAUUUAUUGACCACACAAUAUUAGAUGAGUUACAACAUUAUUGUCAUGGACUAGAGAGUAAACGACUUAAAAAAUACCUCUUCCAGAUCAUUCGAGCAAUUGAGUAUCUUCACAAUAAUAAUAUCAUUCAUCGGGAUAUAAAACCUGAGAAUAUUUUAGUAUCCCAGUCAGGAAUUACUAAACUCUGUGAUUUUGGAUUUGCACGAACUCUAGCAGCUCCUGGGGACAUUUAUACAGACUAUGUGGCCACACGCUGGUAUAGAGCUCCAGAAUUAGUAUUAAAAGAUACCUGUUACGGAAAGCCUGUGGAUAUCUGGGCUUUGGGCUGUAUGAUCAUCGAGAUGGCCACUGGAAAUCCCUUUCUUCCUAGCAGCUCCGAUUUGGACUUACUUCAUAAAAUUGUUCUAAAAGUAGGCAAUUUGACACCUCAUUUGCAGAAUAUCUUUUCCAAGAGUCCAGUUUUUGCUGGAGUGAUCCUUCCACAAGUUCAACACCCCAAAAAUGCAAGAAAAAAGUACCCAAAGCUAAAUGGAUUUUUGGCAGAUAUUGUUCAUGCUUGUUUACAAAUUGAUCCUGCUGAGAGAAUAUCAUGUACUGAUCUUUUGCAUCAUGAGUAUUUUACUAGAGAUGGAUUUACUGAAAAAUUCAUACAGGAACUAAGAGCUAAAUUACUACAAGAAGCAAAAGUCAAUUCACUCAUAAAGUCAAAAGAGAAUUCUAAAGAAAAUGAAUUUAUGAAAGAUGAAAGAAAAACAAUUUAUACUAAUACACUGCUAAAUACUUCACUUUUGGGAAAGGAAAUGGAAAAAGAGAAAAAACCCAAGGAAAUGAGAGCCAGAGUUACCAAAGUCAAAGGAGGAAAUACCUUAGAACCAAAAAAGACAGAGUAUGAAAGUGGACAUUGUCAACAAGAUGCGACUAAAACUGUUCAUACUAUGUCUCAAGAUACGAAACUCGUAAUCAAUGAGCCAGCAGACCCUGCCACGCCCAGCACUAACUCGAAUGGCAUGAAGGACAGUCCACAUGCUGGAGGUGGUAUGAUGAUGCCACCUAUUAACCUGACUGGCAAUAAUUUGAUGGCUUCCAAUCACAAUGCAAACCUCUCCCACUCCAAUUCAAGGUCAACUGAAAGAGCAAAAAAGAGACGUACUUCACAAUCUAUUGGACAAGUUAUGGCUAAUAGCAGGCAAGAGGAUACAGGUCCCACUCAAAGCCAGAUGGAGACGGCUAUAUUUAAUGAGCAUACAGGUCAAAACGACCAAAUUGCAAAUGGAAACAAAAGGAAGCUGAAUUUUCCCAGACCUGACAGGAAAGAAUUCCACUUCCCAGAACUGCCCUUCAUAAUACAAUCAAAAGAGAUAAAAAGAAUGGAAGUUAAACAGAUAAAAGUGCCGAAGAGGGAAUCAAAGAAAACAGAUUCAUCUAAAAUACCAACUUUACUUAAUAUGGAUCAAAAUCAAGAAAAACAAGAGAAUACAGGAAAUGCACAAACUGAAAGGAAGAAGAACCCGACAGAUGUAGAGUAGAAAAUGCAGCAGCUGAAAAUUCAGGGAAUCCCAGAAUCACUGGUGGAGAUGGCCAUUGUGAAGGGCAGAAUUUGAAGAGGAACGUGUUUUUUUUGUGGUAGUGUCUUUGAAAUCUUAAACUACAAAUUGGCAUGUCUUCCUUUUUGAUUUUAUAUGCAAUAGGAACGUAACGGGCUGUUAAGAUGGUCAUUCAUCUGCAUUAGCUCCAUCCAACUUCAUUUUGUUAGCAAACUGUUCACUGUUUUCUCCUUUUGUCUAAGGAUUCUGUUGAUGUGAUGCUAUGAUUUGGAAUUAAAGUCAUCUCCUGUC
This is a messenger RNA of Artibeus jamaicensis (Jamaican fruit-eating bat), 2406 nucleotides long. RefSeq names its product cyclin dependent kinase like 3 (gene CDKL3). The transcript has 14 exons. Gene Ontology annotation, molecular function: ATP binding; MAP kinase activity; cyclin-dependent protein serine/threonine kinase activity. Bases 265 to 2097 code for a protein of 610 amino acids. NCBI's taxonomy places the organism in Eukaryota, Metazoa, Chordata, Mammalia, Chiroptera, Phyllostomidae. Gene Ontology annotation, cellular component: cytoplasm; nucleus. Gene Ontology annotation, biological process: positive regulation of dendrite morphogenesis; protein phosphorylation; negative regulation of axon extension. The record is from RefSeq and is a predicted model, not a curated record.